This is a messenger RNA of Phytophthora infestans T30-4, 2115 nucleotides long. RefSeq lists its product as uncharacterized. The transcript has 6 exons. NCBI's taxonomy places the organism in Eukaryota, Oomycota, Peronosporomycetes, Peronosporales, Peronosporaceae. Bases 1 to 2115 code for a protein of 704 amino acids. The record is from RefSeq and is a predicted model, not a curated record.
AUGACCACAGCCUCGUCUUCAACGGGACUGACGCUCUGUCAAUUGCAGUGGAGGCCGUUGCCUGCUGUCGAUCUGCUCGAGGAAUGCCACUGGCUGGUCAACAUGGACGUCAGGAAUGCCAAUCCAACAAGAAAUUCGAAACAAUUUGAAGAACGAGCUCGUCUUAGGCUUGCGAACGGGAUCUCCAACAACAAAGAACCGCGAAACCUCAGCAAACAGAAUUCACCUUAUCGUCGAUCACUGUGUCGGCCGAAGCCACCUGCACCAUCAUCUGGAUCACCAGCUCAACGAGCGGCGAAAAGUAUCUUGAAGCUAAAGGAGGGGCUGCUACGUCUCGAUGACACGAAUUGGCAGAUGCUAAGACUUUUGAAGGGUCCUAGCAGAGCAAAGACACCGGAAUCCAUACGUAGUCCAAGUAGGAAGAAGAACAAACGACCACCGACUCGUGCAGAGCGUGACCUCGCAGAGAAACAAGAGCGUCUUGCAGCAUGGCUCAAAGCAAACCCCGAAACAAGACAUGUUAGUGUCGUUGAAGAUACGUAUCUACCCUAUUCUGCAGAAAUGGAAUCUCGAAUUGACUCGGCAAUGCAGUGUCAAAUUUCACUGGAAUUGGGGGUGAGACUUUGGGACGACUCAGUAUGCUCGAUGCUUGCAGCGGAGAUGACCAGCGAGUCGGUCUUUGGAGGUAUCGUUCCGACACGAGCAUUGGCCUUCCAAGUCGUCGACGUUGCCGACGCAGAAUCUCAACUAUCGGAUCAUGCUCAAAAGGUGUUUGGUACCGCUCACAGUCAAGUCACAGAUGGUGCUGUUGCAGACGCUAUAGCCACUCUCCAAGCUGGCAUUCGCCACUCCCUCUCGACAUCUCAAGCCCGUCUUGACGUUGCAAGCGGUUCAAAUGGCGUGGGGUUUAACUACUCGGUGGUUGUCCACAAAUGGGCGACGAAGUUACAGCUCUACUACCGUGCACGGCACCGGCGACGCGUCAAUCGACUGAUACUUCUACAACGUCAAUGGCGUUGGUGGCACGCUCGAAGACGUGCAUUGAAGGCAGUGCAGUUUGCCAACCAGCAAGUGUCAGUCAUUCAGCGUCACUACAGACCUUGGUACACUCACGUCACACGCAAACGCAGCGCUGUGCGGAUCCAGCGCUGCUUCCGUAUGUUCGAGAGUCAAAAAUUCCUUAUCCACUUCCAGCGAGUCUGUCGACUGCUGCUGGCACAGAAAACUCGCCGUCGACAAGUCAAAAAUCGAAUUCGGAUCAUUGCCAAUAUCAUUUUCCUGUUUCGGAAACGACGUCGGCAAAUUUCUCUCAUCCAAAGUCUCUGGCGCUGUCGUUGCGCUCGGGCUCAGCUAGCCUCGCUACUAGCCCAUGCCACCGAAUUGGAACUUGACCGACGUGCUCGGGAGGACUCGUUCGUUGCUGGGAAACUAGCCCAAGCACGAGUACCUUUCCGUGAGUUUUUAGAUAAAACGAAACGAGGGCGACAACUAGUGCGUUGGCAAGCGGAGAAGCCUUGGCUGCGUUUUCGACGCUUGCGGUAUAACACACAACAAUGGAAUGCGCUUCCCAUGUCCGAUAAAAUCGAGGCUGUUGCUAGAAUCCUCUCGGGUCGCACGUUUCGAGGCUUGCAAGAACGAGCGCUUUGUCAAAUGCUGGUAGGGAAAGACAAGCAGUUGCCAGCACUUCCAAAAGUGUUGAAAGCCGGUCGCUGUUGCCCGUGGACGACAGUUGUUCGAGAGAAAAUGAGGCGUAUUCGUGGAGAGUUAUCGCGUCGAGCACCGACAUUGUGGUGGGCUAUUGCCACGUACCCAACGGAAUACUGCACAGCUCGAAUGCGGCCCAUUCGACAGCGUCGACGAGAGCUUGCACGACAGCAACUUGAGGACGAUUUUGUACGAACUCUUACGGCUUUCUUGCGCGUAUGGUUCCGACGCAUCGAUUCCAAGACAAAUACACCAAGACAUGCGUGUGAACGGUGUUGCGAACCUUUUGCCACGUAUCGCGGUUUGCACGCGCAUGACAAGUGUGCAGCUGCUCGAGCACGAGCCAAAGCAGAAUGGGCGGCAAUGACUAGCGACCUGCAGUUCGAGCGUCGUAGGAAUACGUCGUCUUAG